CAAGUGAGAAAGACGAUUUGAUUGCUAUAUUGACCCUUCUCUCUCUGUAUUUGGGGGUGGCGGAUUCGUUUAACGGCGUUUCUCCCUCCUUCCAAUGGCGAAUAACAAUUUGCAACACUCAGGUAGUAUUCCACCUCCAAAGCCAUGGGAAGGAGUCGGAUCAACAUCUGGACCUGCUCCUUUUAAACCCUCAUAUCCUGGUAGCACAAGUGAUGUAGUCGAAGCUUCUGGAACAGCAAAGCCAGGGGAAAUUGUCCCCACAAAAGAAGCAUCCACAACUAACCCAAAUGCAUUUGGAAGACCAUGGAUGCAUCAAAAUACAUAUGGAGGUGCGGGUUAUGGUUUAUAUGGAAACAACGCAUAUGGAGGAAGUUAUGGUUCUUAUGGUGGAAUCGGAUCCUAUAACACUGGUUUAUAUGGAGGCAACACUUAUGGAGGAGGGUAUGGUGGUAUUUACGGUGGUGGUGGCGGCAUGUAUGGUGGUGGAGGAAUGUACAACACUAGUUUUGGAGGUCCCAUGGGUGGCGGUUAUGGCAUGGGAAUGGGCGGUCCUGGUGGUCCUUAUGGUGGUGGUCAGGAUCCAAAUAAUCCAUUUGGUGCUCCUUCAUCUCCUCCUGGAUUUUGGAUUUCUUUGAUGCGUGUGAUGCAUGGAGUUGUUACUUUUUUUGGCCGGGUAGCUAUGCUGAUUGACCAAAACACUCAGGCGUUUCACAUGUUCAUGUCGGCUCUUCUUCAGUUGUUUGAUAGGUCAGGAUUGUUAUAUGGGGAGUUGGCAAGAUUUGUGUUUAGACUUUUGGGUGUUAAAACAAAGCCUAACAAAAUCCAACCCCGUGGACCCAACGGACCCCAUGGUCCACAAAAUUACAUUGACGCACCAAAGGGUGCACCUGUUGCUGCAUGGGAUGGCCUGUGGGGAAACAAUGCACAUAGUUGAUCCCUUUGAAGCAAUUGGGAAAUCUGGAUAGUUUUUUUUCCUUCUUAUUUUUUCAGCCUUAUUUGGUACUGUGUACAUGAUCUUUUUUUAGUUUGUAGUAAUUUUUUAGAUCAAGGAUCUUGGAUAUAAUGAU
Messenger RNA from Lactuca virosa, 1067 nucleotides. The record is from the annotation of a GenBank genome assembly. NCBI's taxonomy places the organism in Eukaryota, Viridiplantae, Streptophyta, Magnoliopsida, Asterales, Asteraceae.